Molecule: messenger RNA, 1059 nt
Organism: Exophiala spinifera
Lineage: Eukaryota; Fungi; Ascomycota; Eurotiomycetes; Chaetothyriales; Herpotrichiellaceae
Product: acetolactate synthase, small subunit
Exons: 2
Coding region: 1-1059 (352 amino acids)
Biological process (GO): branched-chain amino acid biosynthetic process
Cellular component (GO): acetolactate synthase complex; mitochondrial nucleoid
Molecular function (GO): acetolactate synthase regulator activity
Source: RefSeq, a predicted model, not a curated record
AUGGCAGGCACGCGCAAUCUCCUGUCCUUUGCAGGUAGGAAUGCGCUGCGAAAAUAUCGGGCACAGAACGGACCUUCAUUCCUCGACUCUCUCGCACCCGCGUCAACAAGAUCAAAAAGCACAAAUUCCACCUCUGCGCUGGCCUACAAGGCUCUGCACCGAAGAUCUCCCCUUCCUCUUCCCGUGACCGACACCUCGCCUCAGUAUGGUGCCGCCGCAGCAGUCUCCUCCAUUCUCUACGAAACCCCGGUAGCCUCUCAAGCUCCACCGAAGAAACACAUUCUUAACUGCCUGGUUCAGAACGAGCCGGGUGUGCUAUCUCGUGUGUCAGGAAUCUUAGCGGCCAGAGGUUUCAACAUUGAUUCGCUAGUGGUGUGCAACACGGAAGUGGAGGACCUUAGUCGAAUGACUAUUGUAUUGCAAGGCCAAGAUGGCGUCGUGGAACAAGCUCGACGUCAGCUGGAGGACUUGGUGCCCGUUUGGGCAGUGCUGGAUUAUACCUCUGCCGCAUUGGUCCAACGCGAGUUGCUUCUGGCAAAGGUGUCCAUCCUGGGCCCUGAAGUUUAUGAGGAGCUGAUGGAGCAUCAUCGUGAGAUGACCACCCAGGAAUACGAUGAGCCUAACGAGGAAAGCCACGACACCCAUGAGGAAAACGCAGAGAGGAGGUUGCAGGAAUUGGAAGGAAACAAGCAAGACGAAGCGAGCCUUGUGCAGCGAGCAAAGGAAAUGCUCGGUCAAGGCGCCAGCUACCAUCCCAACCGCCUUGCUGCAAGCCAGGCCCUUCGUCACAAGCAUGAGCACCUUGAAGCCAUCACUCACUUGACGCAUCAAUUCGGUGGAAAGGUGCUUGACAUUAGCACGAACAACUGCGUUGUCGAAGUGUCCGCAAAGCCGAGCAGAAUCGAUUCCUUCAUGAAACUGAUUGCUCCAUUUGGCAUACUCGAAUCAACACGAACCGGUCUCAUGGCGCUCCCCCGCUCACCUUUGUACGGACCGAACGAGGAUCUGCAGCGGGAAGCUGAUGAGGUUGUUGAUGCUAGCACACUACCUCCGGGUUAA